Mandrillus leucophaeus (drill) is the source of this 3423-nucleotide messenger RNA. RefSeq names its product bromodomain, testis-specific (gene BRDT). Bases 429 to 3269 code for a protein of 946 amino acids. The record is from RefSeq and is a predicted model, not a curated record. Lineage: Eukaryota; Metazoa; Chordata; Mammalia; Primates; Cercopithecidae. The transcript is spliced from 20 exons. Gene Ontology annotation, cellular component: chromatin; nucleus. Gene Ontology annotation, biological process: positive regulation of transcription elongation by RNA polymerase II; chromatin remodeling.
UAUAAAGGCGCCUGUCGCAGUCGCCUAGCGGCCGCCAUUACAACAAAAACUGGCAGCGAGGAACCGCGGAGAACUGUUGGCCUGCGCCGCUUAAUUUUGUGCGGCCAAAAAGGGGCAGUCACGUACGGUCCGUUUUGUAAUAUACAGGUAACAUUACAGGUAAUGUACCCUCCAUAGGGGGUGUUGCCUUAGGCCGGCCCCGAGGUGCGGCCUUGGGUGGGAACAACCGUUUUUUUCCCCUCUCCGCUCCCCCACCCCAUCAACAUCGUACGACAGUCCGGGCAGUUGAGAAGGCCACCCCGACUUCGUGCCUGCAGCCCAGUUCCUCUUAGGUCUUGGACUGGUGUGGAUCGCUGCUGCCUGUACUGUAAUUUUGGAAAUGCAAGAGAAAGAUAUGUACGUGUAAGCAGGAUUCGAAGCAGUUAAGAAUGUCUCUGCCAAGUCGACAAACAGCUAUUAUUGUUAACCCUCCUCCACCAGAGUAUAUAAAUACCAAGAAAAAUGGGCGAUUGACAAAUCAACUUCAGUAUCUACAAAAAGUUGUCCUAAAGGAUUUAUGGAAGCAUAGUUUUUCAUGGCCUUUUCAACGUCCUGUGGAUGCUGUGAAACUAAAGUUGCCUGAUUAUUAUACCAUCAUAAAAAACCCAAUGGAUUUAAAUACAAUUAAGAAGCGCUUGGAGAAUAAAUAUUAUGUGAAGGCUUCAGAAUGUAUAGAAGACUUCAAUACAAUGUUCUCAAAUUGUUAUUUAUAUAACAAGCCUGGAGAUGACAUUGUUCUUAUGGCACAAGCUCUCGAGAAGCUGUUUAUGCAGAAGUUAUCUCAGAUGCCACAAGAAGAGCAAGUUGUGGGUGGUAAGGAAAGAAUCAAGAAAGGCACUCAACAGAAUAUAGCUGUUUUUUCUGCUAAAGAAAAAUCAUCGCCCAACGCAACAGAAAAAGUAUUUAAGCAGCAAGCAAUUCCUUCUGUAUUUCCUAAGACAUCUCUUUCUCCCUUGAACGUGGCACAAGGAGCUUCAGUCAACUCCAGUUCACAAACUGUGGCACAAGUUACAAAGGGUGUGAAGAGGAAAGCAGAUACAACAACUCCUGCAACUUCAGUAGUUAAAGCAAGUAGUGAAUUUUCUCCAACAUUCACAGAAAAAUCAGUGACAUUGCCACCUAUAAAAGAAAAUAUGCCAAAGAAUGUUUUGCCAGAUUCUCAGCAACAAUAUAAUGUUGUGAAGAGUGUUAAAGUAACUGAACAAUUAAGGCACUGUAGUGAGAUUCUUAAAGAAAUGCUUGCAAAGAAACAUUUUUCAUAUGCAUGGCCCUUUUAUAAUCCUGUUGACGUUAAUGCUUUGGGACUCCAUAACUACUAUGACAUUGUCAAAAAUCCAAUGGAUCUUGGAACUAUUAAGGAGAAAAUGGAUAACCAAGAAUAUAAGGAUGCAUACAAAUUUGCGGCAGAUGUUAGAUUAAUGUUCAUGAAUUGCUACAAGUACAAUCCUCCAGAUCACGAAGUUGUGACAAUGGCAAGAAUGCUUCAGGAUGUUUUCGAAACGCAUUUUUCAAAGAUCCCAGUUGAACCUGUUGAGAGUAUGCCUUUAUGUUACAUCAAAACAGAUAUCACAGAAACCACUGGUAGAGAGAACACUAAUGAAGUCUCCUCUGAAGGGAACUCUUCUGGUGAUUCUGAAGAUGAACGAGUUCAGCGUCUUGCAAAGCUUCAGGAGCAGCUUAAAGCUGUACAUCAGCAGCUCCAGGUUUUGUCCCAAGUACCUUUCCGUAAGCUAAAUAAAAAGAAAGAGAAGUCUAAAAAGGAAAAGAAAAAAGAAAAGGUUAAUAACAGCAAUGAAAAUCCAAGAAAAAUGUGUGAGCAAAUGAGACUAAAGGAAAAGUCCAAGAGAAAUCAGCCAAAGAAAAGGAAACAACAGUACAUUGGUCAAAAAUCUGAAGAUGAAGAUAAUGCUAAACCUAUGAACUAUGAUGAGAAAAGGCAGUUAAGUUUGAAUAUAAACAAACUCCCUGGAGAUAAACUUGGGCGAGUAGUUCAUAUAAUACAGUCAAGAGAGCCUUCUCUGAGCAAUUCCAAUCCUGAUGAGAUAGAGAUAGACUUUGAAACACUGAAAGCAUCAACACUAAGAGAAUUAGAAAAAUAUGUUUCUGCGUGUCUAAGAAAGAGACCAUUAAAACCUCCUGCUAAGAAAAUAAUGAUGUCCAAAGAAGAACUUCACUCACAGAAAAAACAGGAGUUGGAAAAGCGGUUACUGGAUGUUAAUAAUCAGUUAAAUUCUAGAAAACGUCAAACAAAAUCUGAGAAAACGCAACCAUCCAAAGCUGUUGGAAGUGUUUCCCGUCUGAGUGAGAGCAGCAGCAGCAGCAGCUCAUCAGAGUCUGAAAGUAGCAGCAGUGACUUAAGCUCUUCAGACAGCAGUGGUUCUGAAUCAGAAAUGUUCCCUAAGUUUACAGAAGUAAAACCAAAUGAUUCUCCCUCUAAAGAGAAUGUAAAAAAAAUGAAGAAUGAAUGUAUACUGCCUGAAGGAAGAAUAGGCAUCACACAGAUAGAAUGUUCUGUGCAAGACAAAACCUCUGCCAGUACUACCCUUGUUCAUCAGACCACACCUUCACAUGUAAUGCCACCAAAUCACCACCAAUUAGCAUUUAAUUAUCAAGAAUUAGAACAUUUACAGACCGUGAAAAACAUUUCACCUUUACAAAUUCUGCCUCCCUCAGGUGAUUCUGAACAGCUCUCAAAUGGCAUAACUGUGAUGCAUCCAUCUGGUGAUAAUGACACAACGAUGUUAGAAUCUGAAUGUCAAGCUCCUGUGCAGAAGGAUAUAAAGAUUAAGAAUGCAGAUUCAUGGAAAAGUUUGGGCAAAUCCGUGAAACCAUCAGGUGUCAUGAAAUCCUCAGAUGAGCUCUUCAACCAAUUUAGAAAAGCAGCCAUAGAAAAGGAAGUAAAAGCUCGGACACAGGAACUCAUACGGAAGCAUUUGGAACAAAAUACAAAGGAACCAAAAGUAUCGCAAGAAAACCAGAGGGAUCUUGGGAAUGGAUUGACUGUAGAAUCUUUUUCAAAUAAAAUACAAAACAAGAGCUCUGGAGAAGAGCAGAAAGAACAUCAGCAGUCAUUGGAAGCUCAAGAUAAAUCCAAACUCUGGCUUCUCAAAGACCGUAAUUUAGCAAGGGAGAAAGAACAAGAGAGGAGGAGGAGAGAAGCAAUGGCGGGUACCAUUGAUAUGACCCUUCAAAGUGACAUUAUGACAAUGUUUGAAAACAACUUUGAUUAAAACUUAGUUUUUAAAUUAACCAUCAACUUAAAAUGAAUGGUAAAAGAUCAAAAUGCAUGUGGUAAAAUGAUUGCUUUCAGAUACCAAGAUACCAAUCUUAUAUUGUAUUUUGACUGCUCUAAAAUGAUUAAACAGUUUUCACUUACAUUUUUAA